ACCGACAUCUAACGGAGGCUCUCGAACCUCUGGUUCCUUAGCAACCGGAGUGUUAGAGAGACACACGUUUGUUCUCUUGGAAAAGACCGAGCUCCGUGUUUAACGCAAAGUUGAACUCAAUAAACUCGAGCUUGUGCGUCAACAUGUUUAACGCAGAAUUAGCCUCGGAUCGUUCGAAGAGGGCGGAGCUGCAGAGACGUCGCGACAGAGAGACCGAAAGAAGAGAGCGGAUCUUUAACGAUAAAUACCGAACCAUGGGAGUGGACACAGAAGCUCUGCACGUUCAGGUGGAAGAGAAGAAGAAACGAGAAGAGAAACACGAGGAGAAACAAAAAGCUCAUGAUGCUGAAACGCUCCAUAAUAGCAAAGCAGUUUGCAUUCUCCAACAGAAAGAGGAGAAGAAUAAGCGUGCCAUGCAAAUGGAGCUUGUCAACUACCGGCAGCAGCACCAGCAGCCUCGGAGCCAGCAGGAGUUUGACCUGAACGACACAGACCACAGGAGAAAACCAGGAGUGAUGCCUCCUGGUUUUGUGGGUGAAGACCCAGAGAUUGAGAACAGAUUGCAGAGGCAGAAGGAGCAGUUCAGACAGUGGAGCAACCAGCAGCAGAGCGAGCGGGCGGCAGAGAGGCACCAGCAAACGCUAGAAAAGCAGCGAGACGAUCAAAAGAGAGUCGAGAUGGACAACAGAGCUCUGCAGCUUCAGACCCUGGAGAUGGAGAGGAGUAGGGCAGAAGCCGUUGCCACUAAAGAGUUCAAUCUGGCCAAGAUUGAAGAGAAGCGCCGUCAGCAAAGUUAUGAUGAGGACAACAGAGGUGUGGAUAUCAAUCCCGCCCUGGGCAGGUGGGGAGUACCUGGUCUGUGUCCAGGCGCUGAUCUGAGACCCCCUCCUGAGACUCUGGAGCAGGUCCUCCAGUUCCAGAGAAAUCAAAUAGAGGAGAAAAAGAGGAUCGAAUUAGAGAACAAGCGAGAGGAGGAGCUACACGAUCGUGUUCGCUUGGCCUCUGCUCGCUCGGCUCUGCUAUUAGAGAGGAAGCAGGUGAAACUGGGCAAGCAGAUGAGACGACACCAGGAGAGCUCCAACUUCCAACUGGCCGAAAUACAGAGACAACAGAAACCGGACAUGGAAAGAGGAAGCGUCCACGAAAGCUUCUUCUCCAAUUUCAACACCUGCAGCAGAUGAUGGACGAUGUGGAGAAGUACUGACGACGGUGCUACAUGAUAAGAACAGAAUAAACUGACCCACAGUCAAUAAACAGCUGUUUAAUUAUUUAAAAUUGAGUUUACAACCUUUUAAUAUGUCUGAGUGAUGCUGAAAAAUUGCUCAUAAUUCUCUUGGCUUUCCUGCAAUCAUACUUUUAAUGUUUAUCAGGCAGUUUAAAAAAAUAAAAAUACAUUUCUUAAACUGUGCGAACAGAGGCCAAAGUCCUUUUUAUAAACCCAUGAAAGCUAAAGAUAAAAAAAUAAACACAUUCAAGUAAAAAGUUAAAAUCAGCUGAAUGAGGAUAUGAUAAGAUGUCAUUAAAAUGGAAAACAUUAUUUUAGUGUAGCGUACUGUUGACAAGAUAACAGUGCACCAGUGUACUAGAGGGAUAUUAAAAUCAAAAUGCCUGUUAUGUUAUAAUAAAUAAAGAUUUAUGUU
Molecule: messenger RNA, 1640 nt
Organism: Hippoglossus stenolepis (Pacific halibut)
Lineage: Eukaryota; Metazoa; Chordata; Actinopteri; Pleuronectiformes; Pleuronectidae
Gene: ribc2
Product: RIB43A domain with coiled-coils 2
Exons: 7
Coding region: 144-1181 (345 amino acids)
Source: RefSeq, a predicted model, not a curated record